AUGGUGCAACGCAAGCGGAGUAAGCGUGGGAAGAAGGGCACGGCCGCGCCGCGUGAGUCGACGCCGAUAUGCGAGGCGCAGGCUCACGAUGUGCCGUCGCCUGCGCCACGCCCUGCCGAGGCGGGUCAGGCGGCGAAGGCGGAGCCUACCGAUGUGGCUCCGAACGAGGCCGAUGCCGACGUUUCCGACGUCAACGAGCCUGCGGCCGAGGAUGCGCCGCAUGCUGCGGGUGCGCAUAACCCCUCUUCGGACGAGCGGUCUUUAUCACAGGAGCACACAGCGUCCGACUCGCACCCUGCUUCUGAUUCACACGAUGCGCCCGACUCGUACCGAGCGGCGGACCCUAUGCUCUCUGAAACGCAUUCCGAAUUGCGCGGCGCACCGUCCGAUACGAACGACACACGCUCGGAAUCGAUACCGUCGGACCUCUCCGAUUCCUUUGACGAGGAGCCCAUGUACAACAUCACCUCGAUUGGAUGGAGUGCCAAGGAUAUCUUCUCGAAAGACUCGCUCAGCGCUGUCGCCGUGUCGCAGGACCAUAUUGCGAUCGGGAUGUAUUCUGGCAUGAUCUAUGUCCUGAACAAGGACGGCCUUCUCCAAAAAGGCUUCCAGUUCCAUACCGCCGCGGUCCACCGCCUGGUCUUUGACACGACCGGCACGUUUGUCGGCAGCGCCGGCAUGGACGGCCUUGUGGCCAUUGCGUCGCUGCAGACCUCUGAGCAGUACCGCUUUGACUUUAAGCGGCCCGUCCAGACGCUCGCACUCGAGCCGCAGUUCGGCCAGCGCUCCUCGCGUGCGUUCGUAUGCGGCGGCAUGAGCGGUGCGCUGAUCCACCGCGAAAAGCGCUGGUUCGGCCACAAGGAGACCGUGCUGCAUUCAGGUGAAGGGCCGAUCUGGGCCGUGGCGUGGCACGGCCGCUGGAUUGCGUGGGCGAACGAGCGGGGCGUGCGUAUUCUCGACGCACAGACGCACGAGCUCAUCACUUUUAUUCCCGCGCCGGAGCCGAGCGUGCGCUGCGAACUGGCGCGGUGCACGCUCGUAUGGCGCGCGAGCGCGACGCUGCUCAUUGCGCAAGGGCAGCGCAUCACGGUGGCGCAUGUAAAUACGCGCGACGCGCCUGCAGAGAUGAUGCAGAACGUAUCGGGCCUGUCGACGCUCGUGCCCGGCCUGAGCUCGACCUCGCCGUCGUUCUACGUCGAGAUCACCGACAUCUUUCAGCUCGACUCGCUCGUCGCCGGGCUUGCGCUGGACGGCGAGCACCUCGUGGCGCUUGCGUACCUCGCGCACGAGGACGAUCUCGAGCGGCUGCACGAUGAGAGCGUCGCGACCGCCAUGCUGCAUCCGCCUGACGUGCCCGAGCUGCGCACGAUCAACCGCCACGGCGAAGAGGUCGGCAGCGACGUGCUGAGCGUGCUGGACUCGGCGCGGCUGCGCUGCAACGACUACCACCUGUGCCCGGUCGUGGAAGAGCGGCAGAAUCCGGUGCGCAGACGCAAAGAGCCGCACACGGUGCUUUACCUCGCGACGCCGUCGCAGCUGUUCGUCGCGCGCCCGCGCACCGAGCGCGAUCAUAUCGACUGGCUCUUGGAGCGCCGCGAAUACCGCGAGGCGCUCGAGAGGCUCGAGGCGCUCGGCAGCGAAGGCGCACACGCGCUCGGCUUUGAUACGAGCGCGAUUGGGCGCGAGUACCUCUUGUACCUCGUUGACGAGUGCGACGACUACCGCGGCGCCGCGGCGCUCUUCCCACUGCUCCUGCGCACGGACGCGAAUGCGUGGGAGGAAAUGGUCUUUUUGUACCUCGAGCGCAACCAGCUUGCGGCGGUCCUUCCUGAAAUUCCGACGCAGGACCCCGAGCUGAGCGAGGUCGCGUACGAUAUGGUGCUGGUGCACCUUCUGCAUACCGACGAAGCCAAGCUGUUGGAUACGCUGCGGAAGUGGCCUGCGCAUUUGUACUCGCGCCAGGCGGUCGUUGCUGCGAUCCACGACCGCCCGACGUCGUCUGCGACGCUGCUUGCGUGCCUGGCCGAGCUGUACCUCGCCGGCCGGCAGCCCGGCAAGGCACUGUCGUACCUUGUGCAGCUGCGCGAUCCGGCGGUAUUCGACCUGAUCCGCGAGCACAAUCUCUUUACCGACGUGCAGGACAAGCUCGGUUCGCUGGUCGAGCUGGACCAGGACCUUGCCGGGACGCCGCGCCCCGAGGCGAGUGUCGUCGCGCCGCUCCUUGUCGACCAUCUGCACUCGAUCCCCAUCGACCGCGCAAUGCCGCAGUUGAAGCCGUACCCGUGGUACCAGUACCUCUACCUGAACGCGCUCUUUGAGCGCGAUCCCCAGCUGAUCACGCACUAUGCUAACCUCUUGGUGAGCCUGUACGCGGAAUACCACUAUGCCAAGCUCAUGCCGUUCCUACGCACGAUGAGCUACGUCUACUCGUUCGAGAAAGCGUACCGCAUUUGUGAGAAGCACGACUAUGUCCCGGAAAUGGUCUUUUUGCUGGGCCGUACCGGCGACGUGCGCGGCGCGCUGAACCUCAUCAUCGAGCGCCUGCACGACGUGACCAUGGCCGUCGACUUUGUAAAGCAGCAGGACGACGACGAGCUCUGGGACCGCCUGCUCCUCUACUCGCAGGACAAGCCCGCGUUUAUCCGCGGCCUCCUCGAGCACGUCGGCGGCGAAAUCGACCCGGUGCGCAUCAUCCGGCCCAUCCGCGAGGGACUCGCGAUCGAGGGACUGAAGCCCGCCGUGAUCAAGAUCCUGCACACGAUCCACCUGCAGCACUCGCUUUUGCAGGGAUGCAGCCAAGUCCAAACACAGGCCGCGCGCGACCUCUCCGUGCAGCACCAGGAUGCCCUGCGUGCUGCGCGGUACUGCGAUGCGAAUACAAAAUGCGUCGUGUGCGACGAACCGAUGCUCCACGGCGCACAGCCCGUCGUGCUCUUCUUUUGCUGGCACUCGGCGCACCUCGCAUGCGUUGCGCCGCAGGCCGUGCGCCGUGCGCCGGCCCUGCCAUUUGCAUCGGCGCUCGAGACGACCACCGCCGCGGACGCACGCGAGAGCGAGGCGUGGCUCAGCGAGGACCCGUCCGAAGACGCCCCGCUGCAGCUCGCCGCAGGGCAACAACAGCCGUUCGCAGCGACGAUCGCCGCACAGAGCCGCGCACGCGCACAGCGCCACGCCAUGUUCCGUGCAAAGCAGCUGUCUCUGCUGCCGUUUGCACGCACAGGGUGCCCAGUGUGUGCGGAAAAUAGAGCGUACUGUUUAGAGGCGUAG
Malassezia japonica is the source of this 3267-nucleotide messenger RNA. It is a transcript of the gene VPS41, whose product is annotated as Vacuolar protein sorting-associated protein 41. The transcript is spliced from 2 exons. Lineage: Eukaryota; Fungi; Basidiomycota; Malasseziomycetes; Malasseziales; Malasseziaceae. The record is from RefSeq and is a predicted model, not a curated record. Gene Ontology annotation, biological process: vesicle-mediated transport; macroautophagy; cellular response to starvation. Bases 1 to 3267 code for a protein of 1088 amino acids. Gene Ontology annotation, molecular function: protein binding. Gene Ontology annotation, cellular component: late endosome; HOPS complex.